AUGGAGAAGGAGUCAAAGACGUCGACUACUCGCUGUCCUUGCUGUGGAGGCAUUCAAAAUGUCUCUUGCAAGCCUAAGCUGGAUCCAUUACCUCAUAGAUGCGCUAGGAUGGGGAAUAAAGAGGCGCUUUGUGGGCUGAUGAUGUCAGGAGUGGAUGUGAAUCUGAUCUCGGAGGUGGAUUAUGCUACGCCUUUACAUAGAGCGGCGGAGAGUGGGUCGGUUGAGUGUGCGCAAGUCCUGGUAGCCCACGGAGCUUUAUUAAAUUUAACUGAUUCAUCAGGUAAAACAGCUUUGCAUAUUGUAAGAAUUAAACAUAGGCAGCUGAGAGCGGACAUGUCAAUUUUGUAGGCUUCUUAUUAGAAAAAAAUGCUAAAAAAUUAUGUCGCAGAGGCUGCAGAAAGUGCUCAAUGUUUUGUAAAUUAGUAUUGAGGAAAAAGCAAAAAGAAGAUGAGUCUAAAAAUGUCAGCCCAGCUCAUCAUAUAAAUGAUGAUGAAGAAGAGGAAGGAAAUGGCUAGUGUUUUAUUAAUUUUAAUGCUGAAUUUUAGCAAUUUUUACUUUACUAAUAAUCCUAAAACCAAAAUUAUUAAAAAAUUGUUAAUUUUUAUGUGACCAGAAAAUGACCUUGACAAGCUUGACUUUAUGGCAGAGCUUGAAAAAUUAAGACCAGCAUUGGGAAACAUAUGUGUGAGUAAAGAAGGUGAAAUCAUCACUAUCUAA
Messenger RNA from Blepharisma stoltei, 717 nucleotides. NCBI's taxonomy places the organism in Eukaryota, Ciliophora, Heterotrichea, Heterotrichida, Blepharismidae. The record is from the annotation of a GenBank genome assembly.